CGCGCGCAAUUUUUAUAUUACUAUUGCGACUGUUCCGUAAUCUUGAGUUGGUUUGUUUUAUUUGUAAAUUUAGAAUAAAAACUGAUGGUUUAGCGUUACUGUGGUUCGUUACGUUACUAUUAAGUAAAGGAAUGUCUCUAUUUAUAUCCAACCGGUACUAGUAUACCAACUUUGAAGUGUGUCAAUUUGUAAAAUGUAUGUGCAAGUGGUAACGAUUGACUCCAAUAAAAAGACUGUACUUAAUGCUUCGAAGCUGACAAAAAUAAUUGACCUAAAGAAGGAUGUCGAAGAAGAGUUUGGAAUUGAGACACGUGAGCAGGCACUCUUUUUUCGUGGAAAACAUCUAGAGGAUGACUGUACCCUUUACGAUUAUAGCAUCAACUUGAACAACGUUAUACAGGUCAUGGUCAAAUCAGAGCAAAAAUCGACAAACAGUAAAGAAAACAAGAAAAGAGAUACGUUAGUGAAAAACACAAAAGAUAAAAAUCAAGAGAAAGAUAAAGAGACAGAAAUUGAUGCUGUUAGCCAAUAUUAUAAAAUAGGAGAUGCAGUUGAUUGUACCGACAAUGCUCAUGGAGCUUGGUACGAGGCAAUUAUUCUGCGAAUAUUUUUUAAUGCUGGAAAAUUGUUUUACAAAAUCCGAUGGGAUUUGACAGAUUCUAAUGACGAGCCGUUUAAUGUAGAAGAAAAGUUUUUAAGACCUAGGGCUUGGAAAGUUUUAAAUUUUGAUGAGUUAGAAAUUGGUCAAAGAGUUAUGUUAAAUUACAAUUUAGAAAAUGCAAAAGAAAUUGGAUACUGGUAUGAUUUUACGAUAAAAAAAAUAGAAUGCACUCAAAGUAUAAACAAAUUAACUGGUACGAUUCAUGUGGGAAAUCAAAGCAAUAUUUAUAAUAAUAUUGAUAACUGCACUACUAAUACAUCUCUUGGAGUCUACAGAAUAGAAAAGCCAGUCCUGCUGACUGAAAGAGAUGACACUUUAACGACAUUGCGCAUACCUAAGUCUCGUAGAGAAAUACCGGUGAAAUGUAAAAGCUGCCAAGAUAACCCGCGUAAGAAGUGUAGAGAGUGUAGUUGUAGAGUUUGCGCUGAGAAGAAGGACCCUCAUCUUACCUUACUUUGCGAUGAAUGUGAUGAUGCUUAUCAUUUAAGUUGCUUAAAACCUCCGUUGACUGAAAUUCCUAAAGAUGAUGAUUGGUAUUGUCCAAAUUGUAAGGUGAAUGCAAAUGAGAUUGUAAGAAUUGGUCAAAAAGUAAUGGCAAAAAAGGUGAGUGGUAUUGCUGUUGUCAAGAAAAGAGAUUGGGGAAAGGGAAUGGCAUGUGUGGGUCGAACAAAAGUCUGUACUAUUGUCCCACUUAAUCAUAAAGGUCCCAUUCCUGGUAUAGAAGUGGGCACCACUUGGAAGUAUAGAUUUCAAGUGUCUGAAGCUGGUGUUCAUAGACCUCACGUGGCUGGCAUACAUGGCCGUUCUGACAUGUGUGCCUUCUCUAUUGUCUUAUCAGGAGGAUACGAAGAUGACGUAGACAAUGGAGAAGAAUUUUUUUAUACUGGAUCUGGGGGCAGGGAUUUGUCUGGCAACAAGAGGACAGCAAAACAAAGUUCUGACCAGCAAUUGACCCUUAUGAAUAAAGCUUUAGCUUUAAACUGCAAAGCUACACUCAAUCCAAAUGGGGCUGAAGCUACAGACUGGAAACAAGGUAUACCAAUUCGAGUUGUCAGAAAUUUUAAACUGGCAAAACACAGCCACUAUGCUCCUAAUGAUGGAAACCGAUAUGACGGCAUUUAUAAAGUAGUCAAGUACUGGCAAGGAAAAGGACAGAGUGGAUUUAAAGUGUGGCGCUACUUGUUAAGAAGAGAUGACCCGGUACCGGCUCCAUGGACAAAAGAGGGCAUAGCCAGAAUAAAAGAAUUGAAUCUAAAAAUUAUAUAUCCUGAGGGUUAUCAAGAAGCUCUAAAAAAAAAAAAUAAAGAAAAUGGAGCGAAAAAUAAUCAGAAAAAUGAGACAAAAAAACGCAAAUUAGACUUGAUAACUGAUACAAUCGAUUCUCCAGCGAAAAAACAGAAAAAUGGCUACAAAUUGAACAAUAAACUUUUGGAAUUAAUAGAAACAGAUUCGGCUAAUGCUAAAUUGUGGAGCCAAUGUAGGGAGUAUGUUGCUGAUGGGAAGCAAGCAUUUUAUGAAAAAGUUGCUGCAGAAUUUAUUUGUAUUAUUUGCCAAGAUUUAGUACACAAGCCUAUCACGACACCAUGUGCACACAAUAUAUGCAGUGCUUGCUUAAAAAGAAGUUUUGAAGUUAAUAGUUAUACUUGUCCAAUGUGUCGCUCUGCAUUAGAAAAAAAUUAUAAAAUAGAAAUUAAUGAAACUCUACAGUCUAUCCUGCUCUUUAUGUUUACAGAAUGUGAACCAAGAUAAUCAAUAUGUAUUUUCUAUUUAUUUUAUCUUAUAAAGUUCAAUAUUCUUUGUAAAUAUCAGUAUUAAGUAUUUAUUCUGAUUGUGUAUUUUUAAA
Copidosoma floridanum is the source of this 2504-nucleotide messenger RNA. RefSeq names its product ubiquitin-like with PHD and ring finger domains 1 (gene UHRF1). Lineage: Eukaryota; Metazoa; Arthropoda; Insecta; Hymenoptera; Encyrtidae. Gene Ontology annotation, molecular function: protein binding; ubiquitin protein ligase activity. The record is from RefSeq and is a predicted model, not a curated record. Gene Ontology annotation, biological process: negative regulation of gene expression via chromosomal CpG island methylation; protein ubiquitination.